Molecule: messenger RNA, 876 nt
Organism: Triticum turgidum subsp. durum (durum wheat)
Lineage: Eukaryota; Viridiplantae; Streptophyta; Magnoliopsida; Poales; Poaceae
Source: the annotation of a GenBank genome assembly
AUGGAAGUGGAAUCAGCCGCCGAGCUGCAGGGGCAGCGGCCUCCGCCGUGGCGCCGCACGGUGGCCGUCCAGGCCGCGCUCUGCCUCGCGCUCUACGCGGCCUUCAGCCUCGGCGAGCCGCAGCUCCGGCCGCGGGGCGGGGGCGCGCUGGGCGUCGGCGGCGGCGGCGGCGUCAACUUCCUCAGCGUCGCGGGCGGCGCGCGCCCGCCCACUGACCAGGCGCGGCUCCUGAGGCAGAUGGAAAGCACAGCAAAGGUUUAUGAAGUCAAGUUAGUGCUGGAUGUUGCCCGAUUUGGCGACGACCCACUUUGGCAAAAUGGUUCUCUGCACUUCCAAGCUCUGAAUAUCCCCUGGUAUUCCACUACAUCACAUGGGCAGAUUGUUAGUAAUUUUUUGAAGAAAGUGAAGAUGCCAUACGACCAAAUUCUGGAAAUUGUUGGUGUUGACACAGGGCCUCUUGAGGAUCUUCUGCAUGAUGGCAAAAUGAGCAAUUCUAGCAGGGAACAAAUUACAUGGCUGGAGCAAACACUAGCGCGGACCAGCAAUAACUGGAAAAUAGUUGUUGGAUAUGAUCCAUUAGUUGAUUGCAAUGAGGUCCGCACAACAAAAACAACAAAGAUCUACGAGCCGCUUCGGCAUAUUUUUGAAAAAUACACAGUGAAUGCAUAUGUAAGCACAGGUGGUUCUUGUGGACACUUCCAUCAUGACAAUUCAAUGAUAUAUAUUCAAAACCCCAUCCCUGGAGAUCAAACGAAUUUAGAUGGUUUCUUCUUGCAUAGAGUCAGCCCUCUAGAGAUGGAAACCCUGUUGAUAAACUUAGACGGCAAGGUUGUUCAAAGAUCUGUCGUUCAUCAGCAUGGAAGGGAAGCCAUGUAA